AUGCGAUCCAACUGCGCACCACUAGGCAGAGUGAAGAUCCGCAUACUUGAUCUUACGGUCCUUUCAGAGGACGCCAGUGACUUCGUUUACGAUGGAUUAUAUGUUGUUUCCCGGCUAGGUCCUGAUGCUCAGCGGACAAAUAUUCUUUGCAAUGGCGCAGACAGUGCCGGAGGUAGGUGUUGGAACGAAGUGUUUAUGUUUCAUUUUGAAGGUAAUCCCCCCGAGUUCCGUGAAACUGCCCCAACGCUGUCAAAGUCAGGGCUAGACGUCACUGUUGGCCAGCACAUCUCCACAUAUCACGACGGUCCCUCUUUAGGAAAUCCCUCAAGGGAAUAUAUUCUUCCGCAGCAACCCCACGAGGUGAAGCGUGGUUUACUCGCGCCGCCAUGGAUGGGAGGAUCUUGUGCACUUCCAGCCAUAACGCUGGAGCUCUGGCGCUAUUCUCUUAGCUCUGACGAUUGCCUCGCGAGAUAUCAGUUUUGCAUUCCGCUUGAGAUGAGCAGCGGGAAUAUCGCUGACCGAGUCGUGCGGCUCGCAAGCGCAUCUUCGUACUCCGUUCAAUUUGCGCUCCGCAUCCGGGUGGCACUCUCUGGGUAUGACGGGGGGGCGUUAGGCUUCGAGAACUACAUGCCGGCCAUGUCUCCUGCAAACCUCCCUGUUCUAUGGAGACACUGA
Trypanosoma brucei brucei TREU927 is the source of this 675-nucleotide messenger RNA. RefSeq lists its product as hypothetical. NCBI's taxonomy places the organism in Eukaryota, Euglenozoa, Kinetoplastea, Trypanosomatida, Trypanosomatidae. The record is from RefSeq and is a predicted model, not a curated record. The transcript has a single exon. Bases 1 to 675 code for a protein of 224 amino acids.